GCGAUAAACUAGUGCAAGGUGAAGGUCUGUUCAUCUGUUUUCUUCCUCUCGGUCACUUUAACCUGGUUCUUCGGUCUGUCAGAUUAAACUGGAGUCGUCCAGGAGGAUGAGGAUAACCGUGCUGCUUGUCUCCCUCCUGUUCGUUUCCCAGUAUGCCUCAGGAGUCGAGGUGUAUGAGGGGGAGGAGUCUGUCCUUCUGCUCUGCCAGCUUCCCGUUCCAGCUGAAGAGGGUGUAGUUGUGUGGGGACGCGAUGACCUGAAUCCUUCAAUCAUCCAUGUUCGCACAGAGGAAGGUGAUUAUCUUACAGACCAAAAUAAACAAUACGUCGACAGAACAUCCAUUCAAAAGGACGCCCUGAAGACCGGAGACCUCAGCCUCACUCUGAGAAAACCUACAUUCUCUGACAGUGGACUCUACACCUGCACCGUACGCAAGGUUGGAGAAAAACAGAACCAGACUGAAGUGCAACUAAAGGUCAAAGAGCGUCCUCCUCCUCCUCCAAUCUGGCCCAAAGUUCUCCCAGCGGUCCUGGUUCCGGUGCUUGUCCUGGCUAUUGGCAUUAGUAUUUUCAUGUGUCUUGUAUAUCAAAGGAUGAAGAAAACAGCAGUCUGCCAGCUCAAAGUUGUUGAUGUGACAGAGGGAGCAGAUUCUGUCCUGCUACCCUUCAUAUCCAAAAAACUGAGGAAUACGGAGACCGCCAAAGUGGAGUGGAAGCAUAUCCAAGAAGACGAAAUGAAGGUUGUGUAUGAGAAGGAUCGGAAAAGUCAAGGCGUACCUUACACAGACCGCACAGAGAUGAGGAAAGAUCCAUGGAACACAGGAAACGCCAGCCUAACUUUGUUAGGUCCUCGCUCUGAAGAUGGAGGUGUUUACAUAUGCACCAUGUAUGACACGUAUGGAAAGGCCCUGAAACAGAAAGUAGUGGCACUCUGGGUCAAAGAGGGCUGGCUGAAAACCAUCAGAAGCUUCUUCCCGUGUGCCAGACAGAACAGACAGAAUUAUGUCAUCUGAAUGAAAAGGCAAAGGUGAAUCUGUUCACUGUUCAGUCAAUGUGAUUCAUCUCUUCUUGAUGAAGCUUUUCCAAAUGAAACUCACAGUAAUAAGGUCAUUACCAAAUGAAAAGUCACAUUGACAAAUAUGUAAAACUACUGUGUGUUUGUGAGCUCUCAGAUGUCUGUUUCAGUCAGUUUGAACACUUGACACAUGCACUCAGCACAACCUGAACUAAUAUUCAGAUCGUCUGUGCACAAUUUAAACUAAAGUUCUGCAUAGAGAGGUGAGAGCAGU
Pundamilia nyererei is the source of this 1288-nucleotide messenger RNA. RefSeq lists its product as uncharacterized. Lineage: Eukaryota; Metazoa; Chordata; Actinopteri; Cichliformes; Cichlidae. The record is from RefSeq and is a predicted model, not a curated record. The coding region runs from base 107 to 1012 and encodes 301 amino acids. The transcript is spliced from 5 exons.